Messenger RNA from Pistacia vera, 1380 nucleotides. RefSeq lists its product as uncharacterized. The record is from RefSeq and is a predicted model, not a curated record. Bases 70 to 1317 code for a protein of 415 amino acids. NCBI's taxonomy places the organism in Eukaryota, Viridiplantae, Streptophyta, Magnoliopsida, Sapindales, Anacardiaceae. The transcript is spliced from 9 exons.
CUGUUUCUACCCACUUGAAAUCUCUCUGUGUCACUCUCCCCCUCCAUUCCAACUCUGAGAAAUCGAGCUAUGGCAAUUGCCACUACUUCUGCAACACUUCCGAAACCUUUACCAAACCUCAACUCUCCACUUCACUCAUUGCAUACAAGAACCAUCAACUCAAUCUCUUCAUCUUCUCUCCAUUUUGGCCACACCCUUUUGCAUAAACUCACCAUUUCUCACACAAUUUCCUCGAGUUCGAAAAGAUUUUCAGGGUUUAAGCCACAUGGGUUUGUUUCAUGUUCUUUGAGUAAUGAGUCUUCUGUUGAUGAACAAGUAGAAGACAAGAGUCUCCCUAACACCAGCUCCAAUGAUCUAGUGAAAAGCUGUGCGUGGAAUUGGAGGGGUUAUUCGAUUCGCUAUCAGUGUUCCGGAAGCAAUGGCCCUGCUUUAGUUCUAGUUCAUGGAUUUGGAGCAAACAGUGACCAUUGGAGGAAAAAUAUCCCAGUUCUUGCUAAAUCUCAUAGAGUAUAUUCAAUUGAUCUUAUUGGUUAUGGAUACUCGGACAAACCUAAUCCUCAUGAUUUUGGUGACCAACCUUUUUAUACAUUUGAGACGUGGGGCACCCAGCUGAACGAUUUCUGUACAGAAGUUGUCAAAGAUCAAGCAUUUUUUAUAUGCAAUUCAAUUGGAGGACUAGUUGGACUCCAAGCCGCAGUCAUGGAGCCAGAGAUCUGCAAGGGAAUGAUCUUAUUGAAUAUAUCUCUGCGUAUGCUUCAUAUUAAAAAGCAGCCUUGGUUUGGAAUGCCUUUGAUCAGAUCAUUUCAGAACUUGCUGAGGAAUACUCCUGUGGGGAAACUUUUCUUCAAAUCAGUUGCUACACCAGAUUCCAUCAGAAGUAUUCUUUGUCAGUGUUAUAACGACACUUCCCAAGUGACAGAGGAACUAGUUCAGAAGAUCCUACAGCCAGGACUUGAGCCUGGUGCUGCAAAUGUAUUCCUUGAAUUCAUCUGUUACUCGGGAGGCCCUCUUCCCGAGGAACUUCUGCCUCAAGUGAAGUGUCCAGUUUUGAUAGCAUGGGGUGACAAGGAUCCGUGGGAGCCCAUUGAGCUUGGAAGAGCCUAUGGGAAUUUCGAUACAGUAGAAGACUUUAUUGUCCUUCCUGACGUCGGUCACUGCCCUCAGGACGAAGCACCCCAUCUUGUCAACCCGCUGGUUGAAUCAUUUGUGGCACGCCAUGCUAUGGCUCCAGCUAGUGUUCCCAAGUUUUCGCUUCAAUUCUUUGUCGCCACAAUUUCAUGUUUUUCCUCUCUGAAAAUGGCAACCCUUGAUUUAUAAAGGUAGCGUUUCACUCGAGAUUACUGCUAAGGCUGGUUAAAUGUAUAUAUUUUCUUGAUUUUA